Salvia hispanica is the source of this 1728-nucleotide messenger RNA. RefSeq lists its product as uncharacterized. Lineage: Eukaryota; Viridiplantae; Streptophyta; Magnoliopsida; Lamiales; Lamiaceae. The record is from RefSeq and is a predicted model, not a curated record.
CUCUCACACACACAGUGAUACACGCUUUCUCUCUCUAAAAAAAAAUUAAAACCAGCGCGCUUGCUCCGCUGCUUCCUCCGCCCUCGCCCUCACCGGAGAUGAAACCGGCGUCGCAGCACACGAUUCGCCUAUCGCGCUACAGGAAUUGGCUGCCCUAAUCGGACGGCGGAGGAUGAAAUUGGAGAGCGAAGAUCGCAAAAUGGAGAAGAAGAGCCUCACUCGCACGAAUUCCUCACUCCUCCGCUCAUCCCCCACCAUCCGCUCCUCCAUCCACAGCCUGUCCUCCGUCACCGAGAUCGCGCCCGAUUCCGACGCCGAGGAUCUCGAGGAGCAGAAGCCCCAUAGCCGCCCGCCGCCUCUCCGAUCGAAUUCCCCCUCCCGCGCGGCGGCGGGGGCGCCGCUCGCCGCCGCAUUCCUCCUAUUUCUCUACACGCUCUUCGCCUUCUUCAAUUCCGACGAUUUAGCGACCUCGGAGAAUUUACUUUUAGCUUUGAUUUUCGUGGCGGUUUUGCUGUUUUUUUUGUCGAGGAAUAAGGGUUUAGUGAGUAGGAAUUUCGGUUUUUUGAAGCAAAAUUGUGAUGAGUGUUGUAAGAGGUUAGGGUUCUCGUGUUUUUCGUCGAGGACUCACUCGAAGCCUGUGCAAUGGUUCAUCGGCGAGGCUGAAUCGGAGGGUUUAGAGAGGGGGAAGGGAAUUAGGAAGGAGAGGAGCAGUAGGAAGAUUGUUAGGGAAGGUGUGGAGUUUUACAGCAAUGGCGAUUUCUACGAAGGGGAGUUUCAUAAGGGGACUUGCAAUGGGAGUGGAGUGUACAAUUACUUUGUGAAUGGGAGGUAUGAAGGGGAUUGGAUUGAUGGGAAAUAUGAUGGUUAUGGGAUUGAGAGCUGGGCGAGAGGGAGUAGGUACAGAGGGCAGUAUCGGCAGGGUUUGCGCCAUGGAUAUGGAGUGUAUAAGUUUUACACAGGGGAUUCUUAUGCUGGAGAGUGGUGCAAUGGGCAGAGUCAUGGUGUUGGAGCGCAGACUUGUGGCGAUGGGAGCUGCUAUGUCGGCGAGUUCAAGUUUGCUGUUAAGCAUGGCCUUGGAUACUACCAUUUCAGGAAUGGAGAUAGGUACGCCGGUGAGUACUUUGGAGAUAAAAUUCAUGGCUUUGGGGUCUAUCACUUCGCCAACGGCCAUUUCUACGAAGGGUCGUGGCACGAGGGCCAGAAGCAGGGCUACGGAAUGUACACUUUCCGAAAUGGUGAAGCCAGAUGUGGAGAAUGGGAUAAUGGCAAUCUCAAGAUCCCCCUUCCCCCGCUCUCUGAUGCAGUUCUUCGAGCAGUUCAGGCUGCUAGGAAAACUGCAGAGAAUGCAAUCCACCUCCGCCGGGUUGAUGAGCAAGUGAACAAGGCUGUGGUGGCUGCGAACAGGGCUGCCACCGCGGCCAGGGUCGCUGCAAUCAAAGCUGUUCAGAACAGGAUGGAUGGAAGAUUUUGUGAUACUAACUUGUGAGAUCUAAGUGGUAAAUGUAAGCUUACUACUACUGAAUUUCCAUAACGAACGAACCCCGGCACCCUGGUGAAAGGCUGAAAGCCAACCCCAGUGGUUGAGAUUUGGUUAACCAUUGUGUAACAUGUACAUAGAUCAUCAUGUAUACUCCUAGAUAGUGCACAUAUAUGUCUCUCUGCUGAAUCCAAGCCUUCAUGUCUAAUUGUAGCCAAAAUUUGCAAGAAAAGUUGCUGGUUUCUGAUUUA